Molecule: messenger RNA, 1453 nt
Organism: Amphibalanus amphitrite
Lineage: Eukaryota; Metazoa; Arthropoda; Thecostraca; Balanomorpha; Balanidae
Product: glutathione S-transferase omega-1-like
Exons: 7
Coding region: 303-1202 (299 amino acids)
Biological process (GO): glutathione metabolic process
Cellular component (GO): cytoplasm
Molecular function (GO): glutathione dehydrogenase (ascorbate) activity; glutathione transferase activity
Source: RefSeq, a predicted model, not a curated record
GGAUAGGGUAGAUAAAUGGAUUAAGUGCAUCGCAUUGGUCUAUUUGGUUCAUUGACAUUUGAAAGCAAUAAUUCUGAACACAAGGCAUGUGAGCGCGCCUUUAGUGAAGUUUGAGGUUUCGGUGUUGUAUUGUCCAGUAUUGUCAGUAUUUGCAUUCCGGUAUUCCUUUGUCAGUAUUUGCAAGUAAUCUUGAGUAUUUGCACUGUGCGUAGUUUAUAGAAACAGCAGUGCUUGGCAUUCGACAUUUUUUGUUAGUGAUUAUUGCUUUCCAUUUCGAGCUUCAUUAGAAGCUAACACCGGUCAUGUUCAGCCAUCGGCUUUUAGUGGGUAAAAGUAGCCAAGGGGCUACAGAAAUAGCAUGCAGUUAUCUAUUGAGUGCUACAUGCUCAAAAAAUGCAAUUAGAAGCUAUGGAGCAAAUCAGACAUGCAUCUUAUCAGAAACCAAGCACCUAGGCCCUGGUUCGGAAUGCCCACCCCGUCGGCGGGGCGUCCUCCGACUCUACUCAAUGAAGAUGUGCCCAUUCGCACAGAGGACGCGACUGGUGCUCUCCGCUAAAAACAUUCCACACGAGGUGGUCAAUGUGAACCUGAAGACGAAGCCGGCCUGGUACCUGUCACUAUACGAGCCGGGCCUGGUGCCGGCGCUGGAGCAGGACGGCCUCUUCGUGCCCGAGAGCCUGGUGACCUCGGAGCUGCUCGAGGAGCUCCACCCGACGCCGGCGCUGCUGCCGGCAGAGCCCUGGCGCCGCGCCGCCGACCGCUUCUUCAUUCACUCGUUUGGCACGGUAAUCGGUACAUUGUACCAGAUGUACUUCCAUUUAGAUGAGCCGAAGAAAAUCGAAGAAUUGCAUGAAAAGUUUCAGCACAAUAUACAGCCGCUGGCGGCCGAGCUGGCGCGGCGCGGCACGCCGUUCUUCUUCGGCGACCGUCCGGGCAUGCUGGACCUGAUGGUCUGGCCGUGGGUGGAGAGGCUGGCAGCGUUCACCGAGGUUUGCCGCAGCCGGCCGCUGCUGCCGGCCGACGGCGACCGCGCCGUCCGGGCUCUGCGUGACUGGGCCUUACUGAUGGAGCGCGAUGAGCACGUGAGCCGGUGUGUCACUCCGCUGGAGGACCACGUCAACUACCUGGUCACCCACAAGGUGGGCAUCGUGGCCGCGCAGAAACGGAACGCGCUCAAGAGCUCUGUGGAGAGUGACGACUGACCGACUGGGGGCGCUCUGUGACGGCGUGGGGUGGGAUGGAUUGGUCUGUUAGCGCGUGACGCGUUCGGAACGACGGUGCUCAAUAAUACGUGCAAUGUUCUUGUGUCCUAGUAAGCCGCACAGCUGUAAGUGGGAAUCUUUAUAUCCGAGUAGGUAUAUUAUGAGUUGAGAAGGUAGGUAAUGUAGGGGGUUGGUACCUGAUGUUUGUAACCUGCUGGUAAGUGUGAUGGAAUGAUCUGGUCGAUUGUAUU